UUCAAAUCUGUGGGUUGCAGCCAUCCCGGUAAAUUUAAUCCACCGUCUGUUAUUUGUUAUAAGAUUCCAGAAAUUGUUUAGGGAUUCUCUAAAAGACUGUAUUCACAUAAUUUUCGUAGUCCAUAUCCUGUAAAACUGUUUGCUUGAGUUUUCUGUUUAUUUUUAGUGAUCUUUCACACAGUAAUCUUAUAAUGUCGAAAUAGUAAAUUUUCUAAGUCCAUCUACAAUUCGCGUAAGUAGAACUUUAGCUCCCAUUAUGGUAUUUUAUCUUCUGUCCACCAGAUACAAGGUUAACUGGUCUGAACAUAUAGCUGCUAGUUAACACAGUCUCCCUAUUUUGGGGAAAUUCCAAAAUUUUCAGGGAAAUUUUUGGGAUUUUGUGCUAUUUCGCCAAAAUUGUCUAUAGCGGCUUCCCCAAAACGGAUAAAACUUCCCUCACAUUAAGGAGCUCUGAAAGUAACAGGUCCCGAUCACAUUGGUCCACGCGUAAAUAUGUUCACUAAAGGGCUCUAGUAUUUCUGGAUCUGUGUUGUUUAUGUUUGUACCAGCGUGAAAUAUAGCCUAAAGCUGAUGACGGUGACUUCCCAAGGGCUAUGAACGUUGAUACAUCUGAUUGAGUAGGCUGGAACCCGGAUAUAUUCUGAUAAGCAGAAAAUCAUCUAGCUUCUUCAGGGCCGAAUCAGUUUUCAAGUCACCAAAAUCGAUCAUUCGGUAGCGUGUGCAAAUCCAAGCCUGGCUUUGAUCAUACAGUCUUGUGGCUUGUCGCAGAACUGUUGGAUGCAUUUGCCCAACUUUCAUGUUUCUCGCGAUAUAAGUGUUUUCUGAGUCUCAACCUCAGAAAGUUGGUUGCAUUGGCAACUAAUAUAUUUAGAGGAAAAAUGUUGCAUUUCGGAUCAUAGUAAAUCCAUAUUUAUCGUAAAACUCACUUUAAAAGGAUGUGACCGUGCUUUUGUUUACAACAUUUCUAGGCUGUUAAGUUGUCGUUCCCCAUCAAAUUUUCCUCAACAAUCAAAGGUGGACAAAGUGAACCCCAAAACUACCUUAAUCUUUUUGUUUCCUAAGAUGGGGAGGAAAUUCACCUUUUUGUGUGGAUACUAGGGGUCUUUGUUGUUGGUCAUUGCUUUUGCAUUUAGUUUCAGAUAUUGAUUGUUGAACUGAGUUAAAGUUAGAACCUAUGUCCCACACCAAUUUUUCUGUCAUGUCGUUGAUAAACAGUAGCUUGGUAGGUAAACUUUUAGGUUUUUGAUUCGUAGACCUCUUGUUCAAACCUUCGUCUCUGCUUCACUACCAACACACAAUCAGCACUACUUACCCUCACACAUUGACCCAAAACAAGGACAUAUGCCCUUUUUCGUAUUUGAAUGCCACUCUUAAGUGAGCUUAAAUCUUACCAGUGAGAGAUUCUUCUGUGGUAAGGGUUUUCUUACAAAGCCUUGUCACUACAAUUUUGUCAUGCUUGGCAAUCCAUUUCGGCUACUAUUCAUGCUUCUAUGCCGUUUAUGAUCUACUCAGUUUUACUGGAAUGCUAAUAAACAUUAAGUUAUUCAAACCGAAGUCAGGUUGGUCACAUCAGUUUCUAUAUCAUUAUCAUACUACAAAUUUGUUUUGUAUGUACUUUUACAAUCAUUGAUCCUACUAGUCAGUAAAUUAUUAUUGUGCUUCCAUGCUUCGGGCAUCGCCUUUAUAAAUUUAACUAAUAGUCCUAAACUGUAGUAUAUAAUAAAGUCUGCAGACCGCUUGUCAGUAAAUUUGUCAUGUUAGUUUCUGAAUUUAUGAUCCAUAUUCUUUUGUUUUAACCGUGUAGUCGAUAAUAAACUCAAAUGAGUCUAAUCCAUGAUUCUUCUUUGAGUAAUACUUACCAGAGUUCUAUUAUGUUAAUGUUCAGUCGCCCUGGUAUGGCCGAGAGCGGGGUGGGUUCGCCCUUCCUCUCGAAAUACUCUCACACGGCCGUGCGUAUACAGCCUCUGCCAGGGAAGUCCUACUCACUGCCUUCUCGUGGCGGGGGUGUUGUUUACGAAAAUGAGAGGACGAAAAGCGAAUGUCCGGCGCCUUAACCGGAUUCCAAAUCUAUGGUGCACAUGGGCACCAGUAUCCUGCGGGAACAAAUGGCGUAUGAACCAAUUUUCGGUCACCGGCUACCAUGGGACUGCAUCUCCUUACGAUGCUGCCUUGUGGGUUAGACCUUUAGGUCAAAGGCUCGGGGUGUGGCCCCCUAAGAUAACCACCCGCUUCGGUCUGGGCACCCGGGCAGUAUCGCAGCCCACACGCAAUUAAUGAACUGAAAUUGUGUGGCGCAUAUAUAUUUGGCGCACUCCUGUACCAAUAUAUAUGUGUUCAAAUAAAUAAUAAUCAGCCGCGUUAGUUGCAGCUUUUAUUCUACUAAAGACUAAGAACUACAUUUCAGAGUUCCUCAUGUUGUUGCUAGAUAAUAAAAAAUAUCUGUACAUCAACUCAAUAUUAUGUCUCUAGCGUCCCAGUCACAUGAUAUCCUAUCUGGCCAAUAUUGUUCACUAGUCGUCCUAUAAUCAGUGUGUUGUUUUUAAAGAAGCAAAACAUUUAUCAGCGUUUAAUCAGUCAUUAUCGUUCCAUCUUUCAGUUUCACUAUUUGGUUUUGGUUUUACUAAUUCCUGUGGCACAUUUCUUGCACCAAUUAUUUCUUACCAUCCUGCCAAUAACCGACCUCACAGAGUUUUCGUUUAACAGUUAGUUCAGGCAAAUAUUUUAGUACUUUACCUAUAUUUCACUGCAUGAUAUUCGUAAUACCAAUUUAUUAAGAAACGGGAAUUUUCACCACGAAUUUGUAAUGACCGAGCUAGUCCCGUCUUUAAAUGCGUACUUGACAUCGAAAAACUGGGACAAAUCCAUAACUUCAGGACUAUAAAAGUAGUAGUUUUUUAUUUCUUACAAUCAAAUAAUAAGGUCUCAUUUCGUUUGUGAUAAACACUAAAUAUCGAAAUGUAAUCGUAACGUGACUACGUAGUAUUUUAACUUCAUUUUCUUUUAUUUACCUAGCUGAUGGAUGAAGAACUCAAUGAUUCUGAUAUAUCAUUAGAUGAUUCAGUACAUUCAGGUGAAAACGAUGAACUUGUGAAUUUGUUAGAUGUUCCAUAUACCACUACUGAGUCGCGUGAAGAGGAUUCCCUAGAAUAUGAGAUAUUACAUCCCAACCAAUUAUCACAGUUGAUGUCUGAUAUUACCAAAGAAGUUGAACAAAUAAUUCAGAUUCCUCCGACUUAUUUACGACUAUUACUUGCUCAUUUUAAAUGGGAUAAAGAUGCAUUGAUGGAAUUUUAUUUUGAACAUGGAAAAGCAGAUACAUUUGCUCAAACAGGUAUUUUAGACCCUAUGGAUAUCCCAGUGACAGGAUCAAGGAAUUUGUGUGAAAAGAAAAACGAAAUCGUUUGUGAUAUAUGUUUCCUACCAACUACUCCAAGUCAAAUGUUUGGAUUGUCUUGCGCUCACUACUUUUGUUUAACUUGUUGGCAGCGUUAUCUUAAAAUUAAAAUAAUGGAAGAAAGUCAAAUUGACCGAAUUUAUUGUCCUUCAUCCAAUUGUCGUAUAAUUGUUGAAGAUGAGGUUGUGUUUCAAAUGAUUACUGAUCAAAAUGUACGCAAGCAUUUUCACAAGCUGAUAUCUAGUAGUUUUGUUCUCCAUAAUCGUGCAUUAACUUGGUGUCCAGGUGUUAACUGUGGACAUGCCGUGCGUUGCUUUGGUCCCCGAGAACCAUAUCAAAUCACUUGUACUAACUGUGGUGAAUGCUUUUGUUUUGCCUGUGGUCAACCAUGGCAUGAUCCAGUUCGCUGUGAACAGUUAAGAACAUGGAUUAAAAAGCUUGAAAAUGAUAGCGGUACGCUUGGCUGGAUUGCAGCUAACACUAAAGAGUGUCCAAAAUGUCGUGCAACUAUAGAAAAAAAUGGUGGUUGUAAUCACAUGACCUGUCGGAAUGUUGAUUGUAAGCAUGAAUUUUGUUGGAUGUGUCUAGAUCGAUGGGAGCCCCAUGGAUCACGAUGGUACACAUGCAAUCGUUAUGACGACUCCGCUGCUAAAUUGGCUAGAGAAGCUCAAGCUAGUUCAAGGUUAUCACUUGAUCGCUAUCUUUUUUAUUCAAAUCGUUAUUUAAAUCAUAUGCAGUCGUUGAGGUUUGAGGCACGUCUAUAUGAAACAGUGCAAAGUAAAAUGGAAUCAAUGCAAGCUCAUGGAACAUCUUGGAUAGAUGUUAAAUUUUUCAAAAAAUUAGUUGAAAUUCUUUGUCGCUGUCGAAGAACACUCAUGUAUACUUAUGCUUUUGCUUAUUUCCUAAAAAAAAACAAUCAUUCAUUAAUAUUUGAAAGUAAUCAAAGUGAUUUAGAACAAUCUACAGAACAGUUAUCGGAAUAUCUAGAUCGUGAUUUAUCUAAUAUCAAUUUAAAUGAAUUAAAACAGAAAAUGCAAGAUAAAGCCAGAUAUUGUGAAAGUCGCCGAAAUGUCCUUUUAGAUCACGUACAUGAAGGUUAUGAUAAAGGAUUUUGGGAGCAAUCUGACACUUGUUAGUGUUUGCGUAAAUGUAUGUUCAUCCAUCCACACGCACAUAGACUACCACAGUCUUCGUUUCCAUGUGUAUAGUUCCUAUUUUUGAAUCACUAUGAUCUCGUUGAUAUCAGUUUUUCUAUUUUCCCUCGUUCAUGCGUACCUCAGUAGUUUUGCUUAUGUAUAUGCACUCUCAGUAAUAUCAAUAAAAUAUAAAUGAUGAAGACUUAACCAAACCGGGUCAUCAUUAUGUGUUUAUAGAACUCUCUUUUUUUGUAACCCUAAUCAGCAAUUAUAUACUAUUUGCAUUCCUGAGUCUUGUCAUCCUUUGCAACUUCGUUUUCUAUGUUGUAUUGUUUAUGUAUUCUUCCUUCCCAAGUCAUAUUUCAUUUAUUAAUUAGUUGAAUGGAUUAUUGUCACUUUUAGUAAAGUUCCUAUUAUUAAGAUUACCAUUGUUUUCUCGAAUAACCAUAGCAGCGUACAAACCGAUACAGUUAAAUUGAUAGAAAUUUUCCCAUCUAUUUUGUUUUGCCAUGUACAGUUCUGUUUCUGCUUUUAUUUAUUUGUCUACAUGUUUGCACAACAGUUUUAAGCAUGUUGACACAAAUACAUUUGUAUAACUAUUGUUCUUGUCAAAUACUAUGGUGAAUCUGUCACCCUGGUCAACAUUAGACCAGGAAAGCUGUCUUCAAUUUUUGAUUGUAAAUUGAAUAUUACUUGCAAACAUUCAUAUGUGUAACAUAUGCUGAAGUACACAUAUGACUUGCAUCCCUUGUUAGGAUUCUACGAUUUCUUAUUUGCUUUCUGCCUUCACCCAUGAUUUUUCAUGGCCAUAUGAAGUACUUAGAUUUUAGUUUCCGAUUGCCUGGAUAAUUAACAUUGCAAGAAAGUCAAUGUUUACUCUUUGUUGAGUUUUCUCUAGCGAUGUUUUUUCAACGAAUUAUUUUCUAGUUGCUAGCAAAGCAUUUUUUGUUUCGUUAACUGUUUAUAAGUAACCAAGUGAACUAAGACUAAUAAUCUGGGACUUCCAGUCAUAACCUUUGGAAUACAGCCCAAGAUGAGUGGAUCGCGCUUUCUCGAGAUGAUUCGGAUCUGGCUGUUUCCUGUAACCGAGUUUGUUGUUCUAUGUCAGUUGGGUUCUCUACGGAAUCCGAAUUUGGCUGACGAAAGACACUCGGCCCGUCUACUGGUUACCAAGAUAUUUUGUGGCAUACAAUGACUGAUCUGCUUCUAUCAAUUAGGAAUAACUUCGGGACUGGAUCUUGUGAGCACAUUGUAACGUGGGAUAUGAGGUAGUACUACAAACCUAGCAUAUUUGCGGCAAAUAUGCGGUCUUAUGUAUUGGCUGGGGUAAUUAUUAAGUUCUUCCGCGCUAGUCAUAUAUUUUACACACACAGGUAUCAUUCUACUCAGUUACAGUUGCAUUGUGAGAAAAUUGGUAGUUCGGCCGUAUGGAGAUACAUUCCUCUGGAUAAAUAGGUUAACACACUUGUCUCUGGGCAAUUACUGAGCUUUCGUUUUCUUGAUCAUGGCUUAAGUCCAGCUGAUAUGGAACCAAUUUUUUAGACUAAUACUAAGUGUUUAAUGAUUGGCUUCGAGAGUUGAGAUGGUUUUCAGUUAGUCACAGGAAAACGUGCAAAAACGAAAAGUAGCCUAGGUUAUUGAAAUUAAGUAAUCUCACUCGAGCUUUAGUGAGCAGAAUCAAGAGGCAGUUAUGGCGGGCUUUUCUGUCAGAGUUGGCAGACAAACUUUACUGUAAUUCCUAGUUAUAUCUAUUACUCAGCCGAAGAAAUCCCUAUAAACCUAGCUAAUUAGCUAGGCAUUUAAACACCGUCAUGUCAGCAGGUUGAUAUGGGAGGAGGUCAGACGACUUUGCGUGUACGCAAAAGACUAGCUGAGUCUAUAGCGUAUUAUGCCUUCACAUCUGCUAUUUCCCCCCCUGACAGUAAUCCUUAAUUCCGUGACAUAUACAUUAAAUACCGACAAACUGAUGCACAGAAAAUUCUUUGAUGAGUGUCCUAUCCCUGGAAACACGUGAGGUGUAAGUUUCCAUUAUUCACACUAAAGGAUCGACAGCAACUUGUUUUAUAAGUGUCUAAUUUUCUACAAGUCUAACUAUAUGGGAUUUAGAGGAGCUAAAGGACCUAGAGCCAGCAAAACUUCAUUCUUACGACCUUCUGCUAGCGGAAUCUGUUAUCGAGCAUGUUCUACUGGACACGUCCUUGAAGAUGUACCGUUGGUGCAUCGCGACCUUGAAGUAUUACAAUUUCACUCGUCGGUAAUGAGAAGAAAAAGUAAGCAUUCAAAAUACACGCAAAACUGAAGCCUGAAAUAUACGUGUUUACUAGUACUUGUCACUGUGAUGCUUGUAUAAACUAAUGUUACCUUUGUACUUGAUGGCUUCCUGAUUUCGAAUUCUAAAUACAAUAUGUUCGUUUGUGCUCA
Molecule: messenger RNA, 6951 nt
Organism: Schistosoma haematobium
Lineage: Eukaryota; Metazoa; Platyhelminthes; Trematoda; Strigeidida; Schistosomatidae
Product: E3 ubiquitin-protein ligase arih1, variant 2
Exons: 4
Coding region: 3016-4530 (504 amino acids)
Biological process (GO): positive regulation of proteasomal ubiquitin-dependent protein catabolic process; ubiquitin-dependent protein catabolic process; protein polyubiquitination
Cellular component (GO): cytoplasm; ubiquitin ligase complex
Molecular function (GO): zinc ion binding; ubiquitin conjugating enzyme binding; ubiquitin protein ligase activity
Source: RefSeq, a predicted model, not a curated record